AUGAAUACAGUUGUCCAAGAAUUAGACUAUCUAGCCAAACACGGCAAAGUCACGGGAUCAAAAAAUGGCAAUAAUCGGGUCAAAGAGCCGACCAAUGGCAUUAAUCGUGUCAAGGAGCCGACCAAUGACAUCAAUCGUGUCAAGGACAGAGCCAAGGAUGCCAUUCUAUUUUUAGAGCAGGAGUUUGAAGGUCGAGACUGUCGAUUCAAAUUCAACAACGACGACCACAUAUUGUCAUGCUGCCUGAGGUACUGUAACGACAAGGCCUCAUCCUACAUGCCCAAGAAUCCAGGCGACCCGAUAAGGUUGUACAGGGAGGUGGUACUACUGACCAAUGACAGGAAUCUUAGAGUGAAAGCUCACGUUCACAAUGUGCCAGUUAAAAAUCUCAAAUCCUUUCUACACUGGGCUAGACAAAAAAAAAAUAGCAAUGAUAACAGCGGAAACGAAACAAAAAUGAAGCACCAGUCGCAAACGUUUACGAAAAACAUAAACAGGUAUAAAAAAAACAACAACAAACAAACAAAAGGUAACGAAGAACAUGAGGACAACAAGGAGUGUGAUGAGAAUGACGAAGACGAUGAUGGCCUUGCGACUGUCUGGAUGCGAAGAGAAGAAGAAGAAGAAGAAGAAGAAGAAGAAGAAGAAGAAGAAAAAGAAGGAAAAAAAGAGGAGGAGGAGGAAAAGAAGAAAAAAAAAGAGAAGAAGAAGGAGAAUAAAAGAAGAAAAAAAAUGAGCUGA
Molecule: messenger RNA, 741 nt
Organism: Helobdella robusta
Lineage: Eukaryota; Metazoa; Annelida; Clitellata; Rhynchobdellida; Glossiphoniidae
Exons: 7
Coding region: 1-741 (246 amino acids)
Cellular component (GO): nucleus
Source: RefSeq, a predicted model, not a curated record